Strongylocentrotus purpuratus (purple sea urchin) is the source of this 3137-nucleotide messenger RNA. RefSeq names its product activating molecule in BECN1-regulated autophagy protein 1. The record is from RefSeq and is a predicted model, not a curated record. Gene Ontology annotation, cellular component: intracellular membrane-bounded organelle. The transcript has 13 exons. Gene Ontology annotation, molecular function: protein binding. NCBI's taxonomy places the organism in Eukaryota, Metazoa, Echinodermata, Echinoidea, Camarodonta, Strongylocentrotidae. Bases 36 to 3137 code for a protein of 1033 amino acids. Gene Ontology annotation, biological process: autophagy.
UUUGCAACGAUUUUUUUUUCGGGGAUAGGGGCAAAAUGAAGCCUCCAAAAAACGUAUUUAGAGGCGUGCGAGACAGAAGUAUUGGAAUAAGAAGGAAGCCUGGAAGAAAUGAUAUCCUGAAAAAUCAUGCAGAUUUUAUUGGUGCCAAGUAUUCAUCCCAAAUCGUACCUUUGCGGCUUCCGAGCGAUGUCCGCUCCACCUUCCUGGUGAGCUUCAGCUAUGACAGCACCCUCAUGGCCUCGACCCAUGGCAAUCAUCACAUCUACAUCUGGAGGGUCAAGACCAGGAAGUGUAUUCUGACCCUGGCAGGUCACCCUCGAACUCCUUGGACCAUCAUGUUUCACCCCUCCUCCAAGGAGGUCCUGGCCUCAGGGUGUCUCGGAGGCGAGGUGCGCGUCUGGGACCUUCAGGGAAGUAGUGAAAAGUGGUGCUCACCAAGCCGGACGACCAUCACGUCUCUCUCCUUUCAUCCCCGGGACAGGCUCCUCGCAAUCGCCACGGGCAACCAGAUCUUUCUAUGGGAUUGGAACGAGCCGUCUCCGUUCACCAGCGUGCAGACGAAUAAUACUUUUGAAACUGUCAGAUUGGUGAAGUUUGAUUCUCUUGGCCACUUCCUGUUGACGGGUAUUGCCAAUUUGCUACCCGAACAAGAUGCCAGCAAUAGUGAUGAGAACACACAAGAUUCCAACCAGGGCUCAGAAGAAAGUGAUCCCGAGCCCCUUGAACCGGACACAUACCCUGCUCCUUCCAUACCAGAGCCAUCUAUACCCCCGGAUAUACUACAAGGACAACAAGGAGAUUCUUCGUUAAAUCGCCCCAUAUCACCGGAGUCCAUGGACACCUUAGAACAAGCGAGGGAGUAUGCUGCUUCUGUGACGUUAAAUGCCCUACGAAGCCGCCACCAGAGGGGAUUUGUUCCCGGGGUCCCCAUCGAUCCCCCCAACUACCCGAGCAGCUUUGCGCAACCGCUUGGGUAUAUAACCCGCACCAGCCUCCCGUCACACGAGGGCGCCGGGUCAAGCAUGAGGCGACUCCCGGGUUCAUCCAGGGAGCGCAGGAUGAGGCAUUCCGUCGAGUCGUUGUCGAACCUUGCCAAUUUUGCAUCCAACCCUCCAACCAACAGCCUCUCUCAACUCUCCCAGAACCUCACCAAUGAGUUCGCUCUGCCACGCCCUGCCCCCGUGGAAGCAGACUCCCACAGCCCCACCAACGAACACCCCCAGGAGAUCAUCAUUCCCUCCGACGAUUCUUCGGACACCCCUUCCUCGCAGACGGAUGAGCCGGGUCCAGCAGAACCGGUCAUGGUCGAGGUGGAAGGAGAGAAUGUUCAGGUUGCCGUGGUGACGGAUACGCGAGCUGCUCCGUUGUUCCAGCCGAGGGCUGAGAGCGCUUACGUGGGGAGGAUACCUUCCCGUAGACCACGCACACAGCAGAGUGCCGACUCCAGCGGGUCACAUUUCCCUACUGCUCUAGUCAUGCCUUCCCAACUGUCUCGGCGGUCCCUUCCAAGCAAUCUGAGCAUCCCUGGUCGCAGAUUCGGGCAGGGUGCAUCUGGGGACCUUCCAUUAUCGAGAGAGGAGGGGGAAGGUCCACCAUGCCCGGAGGGAUCAUCAAGGCGGCGAAGAGCAGUCCCUCAGCUCAGCCGGCGCUCCCUCCAGGGGCAGUUGAACAUUCCAGGGAGGCGAUACAACCCUGGUGUAGUAGGGGAGCAACCAUUAAGCAGACAGGGGGAUGAGGAUGGCCAGUCUGGGGAGGGACUGCGAAGAAGGAGACCGUCUAGGUUUGGCUUCCACCGUACAGCUCUCAGAAGGCGUGUUCUACACAGUCAUUACAGUACCAGUUUGUUUGAUAACACACAGCCCCCAUCUCCAUCAGUACAUUACGCAAUCAACAGAGCUAUUGCCAACGCUUUGGCAGGACGAGGUCAGAUGGCCGUUGCAAACAACAUCAGUAAUCGAACACACAGACUUCAGUGGUGGGAUAUGUCAGAUUUUUUUCUCCCCGAUAUUACAGAUGCCCAGAGUAACGUGAUUGUCUCCGAGUGCAAGAUUCAUAAUGAUGCCAGCGUGGAUAUCUCGAGCGAUCGUCGUCUUGCGGCGUUCAUCCCGAGCCACAUGGGGUUUCCCGAUCACGGUGUCUUAGCUGUGUGCUCGCUAGAGAGACAUAACCUGGGAGAAGUGCUCUUUACCAAGAGCUUUGGACCAAAUGCCAUCACUGUGAGUCUGUCUCCCUCCGGCAACUACAUCUUAGUGGGUCUGGCUGCAAGGAGACUACAAUGGCAGAUGUUUCAUGGGUUAAUGGCCGAUGUCUACCAGCUGCAAAAGCCAGAAGCCGGCGAGGACUCGAUGACGUUUGUCAAUCGAAUCAUCCACCCCUUAGACCCCCAGCAGAGGUUGGUAGUCAGCGUGAACAUCGCCCGUUGGAUACCAAGGCCCGGGGCGGGGCUGGUCUACGGUACCAACAGGGGGAUCUAUGCUUCUGCACUCCCAAGUGAGAUUGACAAUGAAGACGAACCUGUGGUAAGCGAGAGCACGUCGACGUCUGAACCUUCGGAGGCCUCUGCUAAUCAGCUGGACAUGGUGGAGCGACGGCGUAGCUACAGAGAGCUCGGCAUGAUGGCCGUACGACUCUCCAACUCUCAGACGGGCAGUCCGUCGGGCGAGGCCUCUCGCCAGGCAUCGGUGUCCCAGUCCACACAGACUGGGAACAACGUGUUCCAGAACAUGGCCACGCAGACAGACUUUGGGAAUGAGGGCCACGUGGCAGGACGGGAGAGGAUAGCGGAAAGGAGGAGUGAUGUGUCGAGGCCCUACGCAGUGGCACUUUUGUGGAGGAGCGAGCGGGAGAGAACAGCGAAGAAAGCGCCCAACGAGCGGAAGAUGAGAGCAGGGAGGAGGAGAUGCAACGUCCGUCCGGAUCGCAUCAUCGUCGGGCAUCGCAUGAUGGCGCAACGGAAGAAAGAGAUGAGAGUAGCGGAAGUACAGCGAAUGUUAGAGGAAGUGUACGAGGAGAAUGCUGUGAUGCCAGCACGGAAAUCACUAAUCAUGACAACCAGUACACUAGAGGACAGGUCGGAUCUAGUGGCAACGAGAGAAAUUCGCGAAGGACGUUCACGGAAGACAACCAUUCAGAAUUAG